AUGGCGACGUUCUUCGGAUCGAUCCUGGCGAUCGCGUCUUCUCCUCCGUGGAGCACUUUCUGCUUUUCCCUUGCGGUGGGAUUCGUGAUUUCGGCUUUCUUGAACUUAGCUUUUCUCGGUGCCUCGGCCUCCCUCAUGGUUGACGCUGAGCGACUCGAUCUGUUUGGAGAAGAGGAGGUACCAGUGGAUGUAGAGAAUCCGGGCGAGAGAGCGGAAGAAACCGCACGAGAGAAACUGGAAGAACAUGAAGAAGAAGAUGCCGAAGGACAUGGAAGAAUAGGAAUUGAUCAAACAGAGCAACAUGCUCUAAGCUCCUGUGAGCCUUGGUUGAUGAAGCACUUCCGCUCAUACUGGGAAUGUCUGCUGAGCAGUUCUUGGCUGAAAGCCAUUGUGAUAUUCGUCUUCUGUGUCUACCUGCUUGGCGGAAUCUCGGGAUUCCUGCAAUGCUCAAGAGACCCACACCGAUCCACUCGGAGCCCGGACAUUCCGCGCGUGGCACUCCCCGAGGCUUGGAGAUCGGAUCCGCUCAGGGCUUACCGAGUUUCACUUUAUAUCAACGAGAGCAUCGACUACUGGAAUGUUGAGACACGAGAGCGUCUCAUGGCGAUGCUGAAUGAGUUCGAAAGUUUCUCCCUCAACACUUCGAGGCUUACGACGAAUUGUUGGUUCCGAGAAAUUCCCCGACUCUCCGGAACAGAGGAGACAGCCGAUAUCGAGUCUUCCAACUCAUCGAACAGAGAGAAUGACAUAAGAGCCCUGAAGGAAAUGCUAAGCUCAAAACCUUUCUCCGAAUUCAACCGGGACAUAAAAUUCAAUGAGAACGGCACGGCGAUCGAAGCUUCUCGAUGCAAACUUCUUGCGAGGCGAAUUGUGGAUGCGAACGACGAAAUGACCAUGCUACGCAACUUGGAGCGCAUCGCCGCAAAAUAUCCUGAUCUGAAAUCUUGGAUUGCCGAAACUCUCGAAGAAGGAUUUACAGUGUGGGCCUUCUUUCUUGGCGCCUUUUUUUCUGCUUUAUUUCGAUUCGCAUCCUGGCCUUUCGAAGUUCAGCAUUCGAUUCUAUUCUGCGUGUGGAGUAUCUUCUCCGUGAUUUCUCUCAUAGUCGGAGCCGUCGGCAGUUGCCUCUGGUUUGCACAGGGCUCCUUCCUCGCCAUAUACUUGACCUUCUUCCUCGUGACAUGCUACCCGUUCCAUGAGUGCUACACCACGCAAUGUGCUUUCCUGGGAAAACCCGAGGCAGACUCAGAUGAGAAAGCGCGCGCAGCUUUUCGUUGCCUUCUGUUUCUGUUCGUGGUUUUAUAUAUCGGUUCUUUUUUCUGUGUCUACAUGAUGUUCACCACCGAGACACCCAAGUACGUCUGGGUCUCUUGGCUCAAGGUCGUAGCUCUGAUCGCUUCGUUCGACUGUUUUCAACACAUCUUAUUACUCCCCGCGCUUGUGUCUUCGGAGGAAACUUUCCGCAAAGUCAUGUCGAAAAUGAGUUCCAUCAUUUCGGUUUAA
Messenger RNA from Galendromus occidentalis (western predatory mite), 1500 nucleotides. RefSeq lists its product as uncharacterized. The transcript is spliced from 3 exons. The coding region runs from base 1 to 1500 and encodes 499 amino acids. Gene Ontology annotation, cellular component: membrane. Lineage: Eukaryota; Metazoa; Arthropoda; Arachnida; Mesostigmata; Phytoseiidae. The record is from RefSeq and is a predicted model, not a curated record.